This is a messenger RNA of Nematostella vectensis (starlet sea anemone), 2224 nucleotides long. Its product is annotated as tripartite motif-containing protein 45. The transcript is spliced from 3 exons. The record is from RefSeq and is a predicted model, not a curated record. The coding region runs from base 106 to 1905 and encodes 599 amino acids. Lineage: Eukaryota; Metazoa; Cnidaria; Anthozoa; Actiniaria; Edwardsiidae. Gene Ontology annotation, biological process: positive regulation of DNA-templated transcription. Gene Ontology annotation, cellular component: chromatin; nucleoplasm. Gene Ontology annotation, molecular function: protein binding; ubiquitin-protein transferase activity; zinc ion binding.
UCCACACGUCCCAAAGUCCUGGGAACGAGAGUUGUCAGCGGUAAUCUCUACAACUGGCUACAAGGAUCAUUUGCUCGAUCAACUGAUCAAGUUUGGAUUUUCAGUAUGGCUGAUUCUGAGACCACUCCUAUUAAUGUCAGUGAUGUCACAUGCUCUCUUUGCCUGGAGCAGUACCAAGACCCGCGAGUUCUAGCCUGCCUGCACACUUAUUGUCGGCACUGUCUGGAGAGUCUGGUAGAGCACAGCAAGGAAUGCACAGUGUCUUGCCCCCAGUGCCGGGAAAAAAUAGAGAUAAGUGUUGAAGAGGUAAAAAGUCUAAAAGUGGAUUUCAUGCUAAUUGAUUUGAUUGAAAAGAUGUCGGUGGAUCAAGAAAAUAAAGGCGACAUCUCUAUCACUUGUGAAACCUGCCAAAGUGAUGUUGCUACUGGGAGAUGCGAUGAUUGCUGCGAGUUCAUGUGUGAGUUCUGCAUCACAUGUCACAGACGACUUCUGCGAACAAAGCAGCAUAAGAUAAAAGGUAUUAAAGAAGUUAAAGGCACUUUAAGUUGCAAGUCGCACUAUUGCCCACACCACAGAGUAGAAAAGCUCACCCUGUUUUGUGACACUUGUGACGAACUGAUUUGCCGAGAUUGUGUAAUCAAAGCCCACCAAACUCACAAAUAUGACUUCACAAGCAACAUCAUUGAUCGAGAGAAAGAAUUAAUCAAGGACAAAAUUGAAGAAGUAAAAUCCAAGCAAGUGGAUUUAUCCCAAGUACAGGCUAAUGUCUUGAGUGAGAAGGCUCGAAUAGAAGCACAAAGAAAGUCGUUGACGUCAGAAAUUGAUGAAUUUAUAGAUGCCAAAGUCAGCCUUUUGGAAGAGAUGCGCUCAAAUCUAAAAGAUGAGGUCUUUUCUGAUUAUGAGAAGAGAAAUAAGCAACUUGAUUCUCAGGAAAAUCACCUCUCUAUUUUCAACUCAAACUGCAAUAGCUGUGUGAAGUUCGCAGAGCGUGUUUGUCAGGCAGGUCCAGGAAACGAAGUUGAGGUGUUAUCAUUGAAAAGGGAGGUCCUGUCACGACUAUCAGAUCUUGCAAAUACCACCAUCCAAGAUGUGCUAUUUGAAAGAAUGCUCAAUACCUUAAAGGUAGACGAGUAUUUCUGGAAAUCUGUGACCGAGAAAGCUUCUUUAAAAAGUGAGGUAAUCGUUGACCCCAAGCAGUGCGUCGUUACCAUGGGAAAAGAUUCAGAGCCUGGGAUUAUUUAUUCCACGUUUGCACAGCAGCUCAUACCAUUUUCCGUUGCUGUUAACGACAGCAAGAAGAAAUGUUAUUGUGCACAAGUGAGUGUCGAAGCUUAUGUUCGAAAGACAUCGCCCAAGCAAGAUAAAGUGACCCCGUUGAUUGUUGAAAAACCGCAAUAUUAUUGUUUUCCGAAUUAUGAAUUCAAGUACAUGCCUCCUGAUGACGGUGAUUAUGAAUUGUCAGUUAAAGUAAAUGGUGAGAAUGUCAGAGGCAGUCCAUUCAAAUGGAGCGUGCGACCAGAGAGUGAUCUGGUCAAAAUGUUUGAGAAGCCUUCCAAAUCUCUCUUACUGUUAAAGAAGGAACAUGUCGCUUGGAGAGUCAAAUUGCUUCGAGCAAGUUCUGAUUCUGAGCUUGGAGUAGAUCAUAAAUCAAGUGAGGGUCGGCAGAUUUGGGGUCAGUCUUGGAUGGAAAAAUUAAUGGCUAAUGAGCCAAAUUAUUUCAUUUAUUAUAAAGGUUAUGAAUGGAAGGAUGGUGACGUGUUUGGUGUCUAUCUAAGCAGGGAUGGGCAGAACGCAAGAAUGAUCAUUAAUAAUGAGCGCACAGAACGGAGGAAUAUAUUCAGUGGAAUCAACUUUCCCGUUUGCUUAUAUACCCAUGGUGAGUGGUAUCCACAGUUCGGGAAAUAGAGGAACAAUCUGAACCCUGAACUGUGCUUUACAUGAUUUGUGGCAUCUAACCCAUUACAGGUUUUGUAGGAUGGUACGAAUUAAAUGCUGCGAUAUAUGCUAAAAGCCAUACUGUACUAGGCCACACCUCGGCAGUAGCGGAUCUAGGGGGAGGGUUUAGGGGGUUUAACCCCCCUUUGGGCUGCUAGAAAGCCAUAUGUAACAAAAAAAAUCACCCCCUCCCCCCUUUGUCAUUGAGCCAAACCCCCCCUUUAGCGAAAAGCUAGAUCCACCCCUGCUCUGUUUACAUUAUACAUUAUUAAACCUUAAAAUCUAAAAA